AGUGGGCGUGGCUUUGACACCGUGCUGCUGCAUCGCUGAACAGCAUGAGGAUGAGGGAGAUGUAGCGGCUGUUGAACGAGGAGACAGUCUUGGCCUGUAUCUUUUAAAGCCGUAUUUUACUGGAGGGCUGAUUUGCCGACUGAGAAUGACAAGGUCUGACUGCAACCUGAAGGCUACCUUCUUGUAAAAGACAUGGACUAAAGAAGAAGAGUUUGUGUGUGUGUGUGUGUGUGUGUGUGUGUGUGUGUGUGUGUGUGUGUGUGUGUGUGUGUGUGUGUGUGUGUGUGAGAGAGAGUGGUGUGUGGCGUGUGUUUGUGUGUGUAUGUGAAAGCCUCUGGAGAUAACCAUGGUGGUGAGGUGGUUGCUGAAGACAUCCCACUAAAGACAACAAACCAACAGAAAAUGAGUGCGUGAAGCUCUGGCUACCACCAAGGCCACUGCUGCAGGCUGGACAGCGCAGCCACAUGAUCACAUGACUCUGGACAUGGAUGCGGUCCUGUCAGACUUUGUUCGGUCCACAGGGGCAGAACCUGGUCUGGCACGUGACCUGCUGGAGGGUAAAAACUGGGACUUGAGCGCUGCUCUGAGUGACUAUGAGCAGCUGCGGCAGGUCCACACUGCCAACCUGCCACAGGUAUUUAAUGAGGGCCGUUACUACAAGCAGCCAGAGCACAGUGGAACCCCGCAGCACCUCAACAAGCUGGAACAAUGCCUGCAGAGGCAAGAGGAGAACACUCAGGAGAAGCGUCUCUCCCGGGGCAUCUCACACGCCAGCUCAGCCAUCAUGUCUCUGGCGCGAAUGCACGUUACGGGAGAGUGCACCAGGGAGCAGUUGCCUCUUGAGAUGCCAAUCUACACCUUCCAACUACCUGACCUGAGUGUGUACAGCGAGGAUUUCCGCAACUUCAUUGAGCGUGACCUCAUUGAGCAAUCCACCAUGGUGGCACUGGAGCAGGCAGGUCGUCUGAAUUGGUGGUCCACUAUUUGUACGAGCUGUAAGAAGCUCCUGCCGUUAGCAACUACAGGGGAUGGCAACUGCCUACUGCAUGCAGCUUCUUUAGGGAUGUGGGGCUUCCACGACAGAGAUCUGGUGCUGAGGAAGAGUCUGUAUGCUAUGAUGAAGAGCGGGGCAGAAAGAGAGGCUCUGAAGAGGAGAUGGAGAUGGCAGCAGACGCAGCAAAACAAAGAGUCAGGGUUGGUGUAUACAGAGGAAGAGUGGGAGAAAGAGUGGAACGAACUACUGAAGUUGGCCUCCAGUGAGCCUCGCACACACAUCAGCAAAAAUGGCAACACCAGUGGAGGUGUGGAUAACUCAGAAGACCCUGUCUAUGAGAGUCUGGAAGAGUUCCAUGUGUUUGUGUUGGCUCAUGUGCUGAGGAGGCCCAUCGUGGUGGUGGCUGACACCAUGCUUCGAGACUCUGGGGGAGAAGCUUUUGCACCCAUCCCAUUUGGAGGCCUCUAUCUGCCCCUGGAGGUGCCCCCUAACCGAUGUCACUGCUCACCGCUGGUGCUGGCGUAUGACCAGGCUCACUUCUCUGCCCUGGUCUCUAUGGAACAGAGAGACCAGCAGCGAGAGCAAGCCGUCAUCCCACUGACAGACUCCGAGCACAAGCUUUUAGCCCUACACUUUGCAGUGGACCCAGGAAGAGACUGGGAUUGGGGGAGGGACGACAACGACAACACCAAACUGGCCAAUCUUAUCCUCUCAUUGGAAGCUAAGCUAAACCUCCUGCACAGUUAUAUGAAUGUAACGUGGAUUCGAAUACCAUCAGAGACCAGAGCUCCCCUUGCACAACCUGAGUCACCCACCGCAUCAGCAGGAGAAGAUGUGCAAUCUCUGGCCGAAUCCAUGGACUCGGACCGUGAGUCAGUCUGCAGCAAUUCCAACCUCAACAAUGGCAAGACUAGCAAAGAGAAAGACAAGGACAAGCAGCACAAAGAGAAAGAGAAAGCUCGUGCUGACUCAGUAGCCAACAAGCUGGGCAGCUUUAGCAAGACUCUAGGCAUCAAGUUGAAGAAGAACAUGGGUGGCCUGGGAGGUCUGGUACACGGCAAAAUCAGCAGGUCCACCAUAACAAAUGGACGUGCUGUGGAGAGCAGUGAACAGAAGCCCAAGAAGAAGGACUCCAAGAUGCGCAAAGGGAGCAAAGAGGAGUCUGGCCAAUCUACUAGUACAUCAUCCUCUGAGAAAGCAACCAGUCCAUCUCCUACUGACAGAGCAUCAGGUACCUCGUCUGGAGAAAGGCAGGCCAGUUCUGCCAAAAUCCCAGAUGAGCGGACUCUGGACAACUGGAAGUACAGCACAGAUGUCAAGCUGAGCCUGAACAUCCUUCGUGCAGCCAUGCAGGGUGAACGCAAGUUCAUUUUUGCUGGUCUGUUGCUGACCAGCCAUCGGCAUCAGUUCCAUGAAGAGAUGAUAAGCUACUACCUGAGCAGUGCUCAGGAGCGCUUCAGCACUGAGCAGGAACAAAAGCGGAAAGGUGAGGCUGAGAAAAAGCCCCAGACCAAUGGCACGCUCAAAAAGCCUGAACAGGAGAGCACAUUCCAGAGAGAGCGCUCGGACAGCCCUCCCCCUGAGAGUUGCUCACCUGUUCUGCAUCCCAGCCAUAUCCACACACUAAAGGGGCAGGGGAGGAAUAGCCCUACCCUUGCUGCUUCCCCAAUUACCAUCCCUAAUGCCAACCCGCCUUCACUCCCUUGCUCAUCCAUGUCACCCGUCCCCUUCUCCUCUCCCACUCUAGGUGCUAAGCGACAGGAACCUAUCCCUGUAUCCGCCCACUAUAGCCAUACGCCACCCAUUCAGAGGCACAGUGUCAUCCACCUGAGAGAUAGCAACACGCAGUCCUCCAGCUACCAGGACGAGCCCUAUAAAAUUCCAGUGGGGACACUGAAGACCUGUGCCACGUAUCCACAACAGAACCGCUCACUGUCCUCUCAGAGCUAUAGUCCAGCACGCAUGUCUGGGAUUCGCGCCAUCCAUGGUGGAGAUUCUAUGCCAUAUAGCAUGGCCGGUGAGCACAAAUCCCACACCUACACCAAUGGCUUUAAUGCAAGCCAUAUCCGGGACAGUCUGGAGUUUGCAGACGAGGAACUUGCUCCCCACUCCUGGUUCAACCAUGAUAAAUCCAAGAUCCGCAGUGGAACCUGCCCCAUGUACUGCUUUCAGCAGAAGCGCUGCAAGAGGGAGAAUUGCUCCUUUUACGGCAGGCCAGAGACAGAGAACUACUGCUCCUACUGCUACAGAGAGGAGAUGAAACGCAGGGAAAGGGAGGGCAAAGGACACCGACCUGGAUAGCCCCGCUCAUACACACACAUAGAGUGUAACACUGAUGUGUGUGUGCGAUUAUAAAGACAGCAGCAACAUCAUCACCCUCUGCACUAUGCGAGUAAUAGACAAAUACUGGCAUACAGUUUUCUAAUCUAUUUAAGAAUGAUUUCCUUGUAAUCUUGUUACUUUUCUUUCAAUAGCAAAAUGACACUGCAGUUUACAGCUUUGGCCAGAGAUUGUGCUGUCAUUUUAUUUGUCAGUUUGUCUUUUGUCCAAAUUUACAUUCUUUUACUUGUUCUAGAGUAAAAGCUCAUGUCUGUGCAUUUUGCUCAGUCUGUAAUAUAAAAUUUCUAGCACUAGCUAAAAGAGAUGUAAAAGCAUAUGUCAGUGUCCUCUGAGCUCUCCAAAAGCUACUGGGUAACUCAUUUGAAUGCAAUACUUCAAUCAAAUAUCUCAAUAGCAAGUAACAUCUUUCUGCUUUGGAAAUAAUUCAAAUGGGAGGGGAGGAACCACUGAUAAGCAGAAGGAAGUUUUUUAAAAAGCAAUAAGUUUGGUAAUGAGCGCAGUCCCUCCCUUUUUAUCUAUGCAUUCUUAAUGUCAGCCAUAGUGUAUUGUCUUUGUGUAGAAAUGAGUGUGAUUUUAUCUGCCUGGAUGUAAGACGAUUGUACUGAAAUUUCAUUUGUGGCAAAUCAAAGUGUGCUGCAUGGUCUGUAACAUGCUUUUGAUUGUGCAGCACAUGACUGGACCUUGUGUACAUUGGUUUGCAUUCCAUUGAAACUCUCCUUGAUACCAUCUGAUGCAGCACAGCGCCAUUUAUUCCUAUCUUUGUUUUGCAAUAUAUCACAUUCUUGAUAGCAAAUGGCUUCUGUAAAAUAAACUACUACUCAUGGCAAAUUUAUACAAUGCAAGAGAAAAAAAAUAAUGGAAUACAAACCUUUAUACACCUUAAUAAUGUAGUGGACUAAACAUGAAAUCAAAUGGAACUCUGUGAUGUCUGUCAAUGUUGGUUACACCUUGGUGUGUUGUAGGUAAUGGCUGUUUCUCAUCGUUUGUUCUGCAUACCACAAGCACACACACACACACACACACACACCAGUCUAUCAACAGACCCACCUGCGUUUGUCCUAAAACUCUGUGCCAAAAACCUUCUCCUAUAUUUGAAAUUCUCAGGUAUUGUGUUAAAUGUGUUUAGUAGUAUAAUCCCCAAAUCGAAUCACUAAAUUCAAAACUGAAAAAUCACUUUCAGCACUUUCCGAAUAAAGUUUGAUUUAAAAUGUAAUCAACAAGUAGGGUUGGCUCGUGACCAUAGAUAUUGUUGGGGCAGGACAACAUUAAUUACUACAUCUUAACAAUUUCAAACUAAAUUUGCCUAAAAACUGCUAACUAGAGAUGUUUCAAAAUAACCCAUAGAUAGUCAAGAGCUGACAAGACAUGAACAAGCUUGAACAAACUCAGUCUGGAGUUUACUGUUUGCUAUUAAUUGUUCUCAAAUACAGAUUAAAAGUCUAGCUAGUUCUAUAUUAUAUAGGUAGCCUGAAACUGAAAAAACAAACAAACUGUAGAAUAAUUUUCUAAUCCAUUCAUUGAUCAGAGAAAGGACUAUAAGAUAGCAGUGUUCAUUUUAAUAACCUAUGUUCAAAUGUUUUUAUUUAUUUAUUUAAUUCAGUUUGAAACAAUUUGUGUAGUCUCUGUCUCCAUUUUCACAGUGUGAGAAAAACACGGAUCUGUCCUGUCUGCUGAUUUUUCAGUCAUAAACAAUGCAUUCAUAGAUCAAGCAUGGGGCAGAGUGAUUGCUGCCCCAGUGGGUCUCAGUUUGCACCAGCUCACCGCUGUAUGCAAUAAUAACUCUAUGGAUCAAAAUGGAGCACUGAACACACUGCUUCAAAUUCCCAUCAUAUUUAAAAAAGGCAAGUAAUUUAAUGGAAUAUUAGCGUUUAUCUGUCAAAAAACCUUUUUUUUUCCUUUAAAAUCGUUGGUCACUCUAAACAGGUCAUUAAUAAUGCAAGAUUAACAUCAGUUGCAACAGAUAGAUUUGGCUGGGCUCUGCUCCACUUGCCCCUAUGGAUGAGCUGCUACUCUUAACAAGACAUAAUAGCAAAGGUGUUAUGUACGUUAUAUGUUAUGGCAAAUAGCCACACCAUAGCAGAUAUCUCGUAAUUCUAAAACUAGCUUUGCAUACUAGGAAGGCCUUGAUUCCUCUGCCAUUUAAAACACCAGAAGGCCUGACAGUAUUGUUAUUGCUAACCCCUGUGUGAGCAUGGGCAAAGCAAAGUCCUCCGCUAGUGCUUCUCUGCUUUCAGGAGAGGGACAAAUGUGAGAGCAUUACUCACUGCUUUCUGGUCUGGUGUGUGUUCCGAUACUGAAUAACCCUGCACAGUCUAACGCUUGGUGUGUCUGUUUUCUUGCUCCUUCCUUCUAUGCGUCCUCCUCUUCUUCCUUUCUGUGUGACCGAUUCAUGGACUUGCACCGUCUUAUAAUUGUAAAAUAUGAUUUUAUAUUCAUUUGACAGUUUUACACUAAAUUAUUAAUUUGCACAUUAGGUACUGAUGUAAAUAGUAGGAAGAAACAAGAAAAGAACAAAACAAGAUUAGUUUGUUGUUAA
Tachysurus fulvidraco (yellow catfish) is the source of this 5870-nucleotide messenger RNA. RefSeq names its product OTU deubiquitinase 7A (gene otud7a). The record is from RefSeq and is a predicted model, not a curated record. Lineage: Eukaryota; Metazoa; Chordata; Actinopteri; Siluriformes; Bagridae. The transcript has 13 exons. Gene Ontology annotation, cellular component: nucleus; cytoplasm. Gene Ontology annotation, biological process: protein K11-linked deubiquitination; protein K63-linked deubiquitination; protein K48-linked deubiquitination. Gene Ontology annotation, molecular function: DNA binding; K63-linked polyubiquitin modification-dependent protein binding; cysteine-type deubiquitinase activity. The coding region runs from base 473 to 3295 and encodes 940 amino acids.